CACACACACACACCCCUUUUUCUAGCCCUUAGCAAGUUUCGGAAUGAUGGCGGCGCCGGCGCCGUUCGACGGCGGCGAUGACUUUCAAGAAGAGGAUAUCUGGGCUGUGAUGAAGCCCAGAGAUCAUGAUCAGCUCUCCUUCAAAACAAGAAAGAAUUUUUCCGGUUCUCCGUCGUCUGCAUGGCGCUUCUCCGACACCUCAAGAGGCAUACCGAGAUCCACCUCCGACUUGGUGCCGCCACCUCAGCAGUCGUCAGCUCCGGUCAACGUCCCCGACUGGUCAAAGAUUCUGAAGAAGCCGGCGCCGGUCAAAAGAAACCCACGCGGCGGCGACGACGACGACGACGAAGAUGAUGAAACGAGAGUCCCACCACACGAGUACUUGGCGAGGAGAUUGGCGAGCACGCAGAUUGCUUCGUACUCAAUGUGUGAAGGUGUUGGAAGAACUCUCAAAGGAAGAGAUCUUAGCAAUCUCAGGAACGCCAUUUUAACCAAGACUGGUUUUCUUGAAUAAAUUAAUCAUUUUAUUAAUUAUUAUUGCAUGAUCAUCACCACCUUUUAGCAUUUUUAUAUUUAAUUUAAUUUUGGGGUUUUGUGUGUGUGUGUGUGUGUGUGUGUGGAUGGUCCUUUGUGUAGUAGUAGUAAAUGGAGUGUGGAUCGAACCAAGACCGAAAAAUCUUGGUUGUCAGAACUCCCCUUUUUGGGCUUCUUUUAGGUAGUACUAUUAUUAUUUUAUUAUUAUUAUUAUUAU
Molecule: messenger RNA, 751 nt
Organism: Erythranthe guttata (spotted monkey flower)
Lineage: Eukaryota; Viridiplantae; Streptophyta; Magnoliopsida; Lamiales; Phrymaceae
Source: RefSeq, a predicted model, not a curated record